Messenger RNA from Aspergillus homomorphus CBS 101889, 1952 nucleotides. RefSeq names its product mitochondrial 37S ribosomal protein mS29. Gene Ontology annotation, cellular component: mitochondrial small ribosomal subunit. The transcript is spliced from 2 exons. Lineage: Eukaryota; Fungi; Ascomycota; Eurotiomycetes; Eurotiales; Aspergillaceae. The record is from RefSeq and is a predicted model, not a curated record. Bases 114 to 1640 code for a protein of 508 amino acids. Gene Ontology annotation, molecular function: structural constituent of ribosome.
CCCAUAGCCGUUGCGGCGACUCUUCGGCGCAACUUCCGUUCCCUCUUUUACCAAUCCUUCCCCUCCAUUGAUCGCUAAGACACUGGCCACGGUGCCAGUGCGCUAUCAACGCUAUGGUAUCCUCAUUUUGUUGGAGUUGCCUGACGCGGCUUCCAACUGCGUCCCCUCGGGCGAUGCUUCCGCCGACCUUGACACCACAGCGAGUCGCGGCGUUCCAUACGUCGAGUACACUUUUGGCAUCGCCAUUGAAGAAGAAGAGUACGGGAAAUGUGGCUGCUCCGAGAUAUCGUCAAGCGAAUUCGGCCAGGAUGAAGAAGAAGGGCAAGGCUGUUGAGAGAGCGCGCCCUCCUCCCGCCGGAGAGCGGAGAGCGCUCCGGAAACGCAUCGUCCUCAGCAACCCUAACGCCCUCGAAGUUGAGGAUAUGCAGGAUAUCUCCGCAGAGAAUAUGGUGGACUCUCGUCUUCAUGGAGCCGUUCUCGGCUUGCCCGUGCCUAUGCUCGAUCAAUUGAGAGCGGUUCAGGCUUUCAAGCCCAAGCAAGGCUGGUCCAUAUUCCGCCGGCCUGGCACGGUGAUGAGACGGGAAUCCCUCGAACUUGGUCGAUUGAUCGAUAGUAUCUCCAACAAUCCAGAGGACAAGGGCAAGGUUGUCAAGAGAGUCCUUACUGGUGCGAAAGGUACCGGAAAGACCGUUCACCUCCUUCAGGCUAUGGCGAUGGCCUUCACCAAGGAAUGGGUCGUUAUCACCGUUCCUGAAUGCCAGGACUUGGUUUUGGCUAACACUAGCUACGCACCUCUUUCGGAUAAAACCCCCAAUGUAUACGUUCAAAAUGAAGCCACCGCCGCUCUACUGAACCGCACCGUGACGGCCAAUCAGAAAGUCCUGUCAACACUGAAGGUUUCUCGUGAACACCCUGCGCUCAAGUCUCUCGUGGCGCGCGACAUGACACUCCAGGAUCUUGCCAACAUUGGUAUUCAAGAUCCUGCCGCCGCCUGGGCCGUCUUCCAGGCCCUCUGGACCGAACUCGCAGCUACGUCCGCUGCACCUGGCUUCGAGGCCGGCUUCUCACCUCGUCCUCCUAUGCUAGUCGCCGUCGACGGCAUUGGCCACUGGAUGAAGGAGACAAAGUACCGCAGCGCCAAGUUUGAGCCCGUCCAUGCUCACGACCUUGUAUUUGUUCAGCACUUCCUCUCUCUGCUGAAACCCGGCAACAACCAGCAGUCCGCUCUGCCCAACGGUGGUAUCCUGCUCUACGCCACCUCCGGCUCCAACAGCCCGUCCGUCUACAGCCUUGAUGUGGCUCUCAAGCAGGUGGCCGCUCGCCGCCAGGGUGUCACCCCCUCCAGUUCCAAUUUCCCUCAGCCCGCCGCCUACAGCAAGAUUGACCAGCGCGUGUUUGCCGCUCUUGACGCUCCCGCAUCCUCUAUUCCUACGGAGGGUGCUCUGGAGCUUCAGACCAUGGCCGGUGUCUCCCGCGAUGAAGCCCGGGGCUUCAUGGAGUACUUUGCGCGUAGCGGUCUCCUGCGACAGCACGUCACCGAAGAAUGGGUCAAUGAAAAGUGGACUCUGGCUGGUGGCGGUGUGAUCGGUGAGCUUGAGAUGUUGGGAAGACGGCUUACCGUGCCUGCCCAGGUUGAGUAAACAAGUAGCAGGCAGAGGAGCUUGAGGCGAUUGGUGUUCAUCGCUUCCCUUCGAUACUCACUCGUUACAGGGAAAUAUUAUCAUAGAGUGCGAUGUAUGUAUAAUGUAAAGCUCAUGUUGGCUUUUCUUCUUUCCUUGUGCUCACAUCCGAUGGCUUCUUGAUGAUGUCGAGAGAUCAGCUCUUUUCGCCCUCAUCCAUGGGCUAUUUGUUGCUGUGUGUGUCCUGUAUUUUAUAUGAUUGGGUUUUACUCGUGCGUGUGGCUUUUCUCUUGUGUGCAUAUAAUGGGAUUUCAUAUGAAAAAAAAGUAUACC